CCAAGGACACUCCUGAGGCUGUGCCAACCGCCCCCAUGAGGCUGUCCGGCGCCUGCACGUGGGCCUUGCUGCUCAGCACAGCCAUGCUGGCGUCCACUCAGCGUCCAGAGGUGUAUAGUGACUGUGGAGGUGUCUUCACAAACCUGACGGGCAGGUUCUACAACUACAUCGGGCCUGAAACACUUUGUGUCUGGACCAUCCAGGUGCACCCAGGUCACAAAAUUCUGCUGGCAUUACCCUACGUCAGCCUCAACUGUAAGAAAGAGUAUCUGGUAAUCUACGACGGGCCCCUUGGAUCUGAUAAUUACGAGAAGAUUUGUUAUGAGUUAAGUGUCUUCCAUCGUUCUUCCUCCAACGUCAUGACCAUCAAGUACUCCAGAGAGCCCAGCCAUCCUGCUACUUUUUUUGAGGUGUAUUAUUUUGGUGAAACAAAUGGAUUCUCAUCUCUCCUAGACCACCAAUGAUGAAUAAGUAUUGCCGAGUAGAAAAACUUGCCUUGAAGACCCUUCUGGAAUCCUCUGACCAUGAGGAGAGACAUUCCUGAUUAACUGUCUGAUCGCAGAUGUUCAGCCAGUGCCUACCCUCCAUCCUCCCAAGCCUUCUGCCCUCCUCCCUACAAGGGUAAAUUCCUUUCUCCUGACCUGUGAGAUCCUUGCCAGUCUUGUGGUCACAGCAUUCUACUUAUUACUACAAUCAGUUUGAAUAAAGUCUCUCU
Manis pentadactyla (Chinese pangolin) is the source of this 715-nucleotide messenger RNA. RefSeq names its product CUB domain-containing protein-like. The transcript is spliced from 5 exons. NCBI's taxonomy places the organism in Eukaryota, Metazoa, Chordata, Mammalia, Pholidota, Manidae. Bases 36 to 464 code for a protein of 142 amino acids. The record is from RefSeq and is a predicted model, not a curated record.